This is a messenger RNA of Fonsecaea erecta, 1284 nucleotides long. RefSeq lists its product as hypothetical. The transcript has 2 exons. Lineage: Eukaryota; Fungi; Ascomycota; Eurotiomycetes; Chaetothyriales; Herpotrichiellaceae. Gene Ontology annotation, biological process: regulation of DNA-templated transcription. The coding region runs from base 1 to 1284 and encodes 427 amino acids. The record is from RefSeq and is a predicted model, not a curated record. Gene Ontology annotation, molecular function: zinc ion binding; DNA-binding transcription factor activity, RNA polymerase II-specific.
AUGACUCUGCCUAGGCUUGGCAACCCGAGACAGAAGGCCUUCUCCCACAAGGUCCGCACAGGGUGCAUGACCUGCCGGCGACGCAGGGUGAAGUGCGAUGAGGCAAAGCCCGCCUGUCUCAACUGCACAAGAGGAAAUCGACACUGCCUCGGGUAUGUGCCUCCGGCGGCCACAGUCUUCACGCUGGACAGUGGCCAGUCUUCCGCAUCGAACCGGUCAUCGUCGAGUCAGUCGCCACAAACCGCCACCUCCGAGGAUGAUUUGUUAGUCUUCAAGCCGCUCGACGCGACUUUCGGCACAGACGAGGAAAGACGGUCUCUCCAGCACUUCCUCUGCCUAACAUCUUCUGUGGUGGCGCAUUACGGGCCUCAGGGAGACUUCUAUACCGUCCUUGUCCCCCAGCUCGCCCGACGGUCUCCUGCAGUCAAGCAUAUGCUUGUUGCGCUCUCCAUGACACACGAGAAGUUCCAUACCGGUGUCGCAACUGCCUCUCCGAACAUGACCUCGCAGGCUGUCUCCCACUACAUUUCGGCCAUAGUAGACAUCAGGAGCAACAACCCCCCUAAGCUUCACGUUGUCAUCGCGUCCCUCGUGGCAUGGGUCAUAGAGCUGUUCCAGAACAACCUUCCGGCCGCCAUCGUGCACCUGCGUGGAACUCUCAAACUUCUUCGGGAGUACCAGCGAUCGAAACCGCCGCCAUCCGAACAAGACGCCUUGCAGAGGGCCAUUCUGCCAACCGCUAGCCUGGCCAAAGGCUUGACGCAAUUGAUGGCUCGCACCGGUCCUUUAAAGGGAGAGAUCGAGCCGGGAUACCAGGGCCAUAUAAGCUAUCCUUGGAGCCGACCCAUGUUUGCGUCUUUUGUCGAAGCGAGGAGUGUCAUUUGCGACUACAUCGAGGAGAUCGCGGAUUCUGAGAACGCUCGCGAUCUUCGAGAUAUUGAGAGACUGGUGGCCUUCUGGUUCCAGAGUGUCCGACGGUGGGACCAAGAAAAUGUUCCCACUCCCACCAUGGCAGCACUCCUCCUGCUCUUCAACCUGACGUUGGCUCUUCUCCCAAGCAGUGAUGUGGCGGGAUUCAGUUACUCCGUCAACCCAAGCACCAUUGACUUCGUGGUUGACAAAGCAGCCACACUGACCAAUAUUCAGCAGAAGCUUGAGAUGCGUAAUGAAGAUCUCAAACAAACGUUGGUUAUUGUUCUCGACUUCGUCGUUCGGUUGUUCCCGGACUCUCUGAGUCAUGGUCGAGCAGUAUUGCUAUUAAGCCAGCUGCAUGGCCAAGGAUGA